Molecule: messenger RNA, 555 nt
Organism: Parnassius mnemosyne (clouded apollo)
Lineage: Eukaryota; Metazoa; Arthropoda; Insecta; Lepidoptera; Papilionidae
Source: the annotation of a GenBank genome assembly
AUGGCGGAAGUGGGAUUUCCUGGUCAACACACAACCACUACUACUGUGACAUCCAGCACAACAGUUCAAACAAAUAUACGCUUCGACCCCUUGUACUUAAAGACUAUUCCUGGUAUUCUAAAAGUUGUUCAAGUUACUUGCAGCUUGCUCGGUUUCAUAUGCAUUCAGUUUUCCUCGUUCAAUAACAUGGGUAAGGGUUCUUACUUCAGCUGGAUAUCCAUGAUAGCGUUCUGGUUCACGGGUAUCCUGCUCGGUUUCUACCUGUUCCACAUGGUGGAGAAGUUCUACAAGAUACCCUGGCUGAAAAUAGAGUUCGUCUUCUGUGCUCUUUGGACUUUGCUGUACGUGUUGGCGGCUAGCUUAGCAAUCACUGUCAGGGACAAGCCGCAUUCGGCUGCUGCGUUUUUCGGUUUCGUUGCGACGGCCGCAUACGCGAUGGACGCGUUCGUGAAGUGGCGCGCAGUGAGGGCGGGAGGGCUGGCGCAGGGCUCUCGCGUCGUCUCCAAGCAGACCACUUCUACCGUCAACACUCCGCCGCCCAGGGAGGGCUACUAG